UAAUAGGAAGUGGCGCUUUAAUAUUUUCUCAAUGAAAAAUGUAUAACAUGUUUUCUAGCAAUGAACUGUAGUGGUUAUUAUUGUUUACGAAACUAAAUAAUGUAAAAGAAAAGGCUGUUAUGCCACAAUUUAGCUGGUUGUCCAUAUGUCUGAGUUUCAGGGUGUUGAUGUGGAGUGAGGGAUCUCGCUAAAUUAAGAGCAUCUUGGGCAAAUAUGGCGUCGGUGAUACCAGUGCGAAAUUCUCUGAGAAUGCUGAGACGUCUGCCUCAGGUUGUGUCCCAUCGCCUCCAACAAUGUCCCAGGCUCCAGGCCACUGGACCAGCCCCUGUGUGUCAUAUCUCCACACCCCUCGCUUCAGUUCAAUGGAGAGGCUUCAGAUCAAGCCAUGUGGUGUCUGGACAGAUGCUUCAGUUCAAACUCUCAGAUAUUGGAGAGGGCAUCAUGGAGGUCACUUUAAAAGAGUGGUAUAUCAAGGAAGGGGAUCGAGUCUCCCAGUUUGACCGCAUUUGUGAGGUCCAGAGUGACAAAGCGUCCGUCACUAUCGCGAGUCGUUAUGACGGAGUCAUUCGUAAGCUGUAUUAUGACGUAGAUGCUACUGCUCUUGUUGGUUCCCCUCUCGUGGACAUUGAAACAGAAAGAGCAAUAGAGGGCGUUCCAGAGGAAGAUGUGGUCGACACUCCAGCAUUAUCCCAUAAACAACUACACCAGGAAAUUAAGGACCAGAAAACUCAGGCAACACCGGCAGUGCGCCGUCUGGCCAUAGAAAACAAUAUUAAGCUCAGUGAGGUGGUCGGGACAGGAAAGGAUGGCCGUAUUCUAAACGAGGACAUACUUAAUUUCUUAGCAAAGCAGACAGGAGCCAUCCUGCCUUAUGAGAAGAAAACCCCAACACCAGUGAUGGCAAAACCCACAGCAGACUCCCCACCCAAAGAGAAGAAGCCUGUCAUGGCUCCUCCAGCGAUCCCUCAACCGGUCUUCACUGGGAAAGACAGAACCGAGCCACUAAAUGGUUUCCAGAAGGCCAUGGUAAAGACCAUGACUGCUGCUCUGAAGAUCCCUCACUUCGGUUACUGUGAUGAGGUGGACCUGACACAGCUAGUGCGGUUAUGCUCAGAGCUGAAGGGGCUCACGGAGUCUCGGGGGGUCAAACUCGGCUUCAUGCCUUUCUUCAUAAAGGCUGCAUCUCUUGGCCUCCUGCAGUUCCCUGUUCUCAAUGCCUCUGUGGAUGAAGACUGCCAGACCAUUACAUAUAAGGCAUCUCAUAAUAUUGGCUUGACCAUGGACACUCCUCAGGGACUCCUGGUGCCCAACGUGAAGAGUGUUCAGAGCCUUAGUGUGUUUGAUAUCGCGGUGGAGAUUAACCGUCUGCAGGCUUUGGGUUCAGCAGGACAGCUGGGCACUGAUGACCUCACUAGUGGAACCUUUACUCUGUCCAACAUCGGCUCGAUUGGAGGGACGUUUGCCAAGCCAGUGAUUCUGCCCCCGGAGGUGGCCAUCGGAGCUUUGGGAAAGAUCCAAGUGCUGCCCAGGUUUAACUCCUGUGAUGAGGUGGUGAAGGCACACAUCAUGAAUGUUAGCUGGUCCGCUGAUCAUAGAGUAAUAGAUGGCGCUACCAUGAGCCGCUUCUCCAACCUAUGGCGCUCUUACCUGGAAAACCCAGCUGCCAUGGUCCUCGAGCUCAAAUGAAUGCUACUAUAGAAAUCACCUCCCUGGAGUGUCUCUUUCUGGUUUCCCAUGGCUGCAAAUCAAUGGUUUGUGGCAAUCGUGUGAAACUCAAGUUUCUGCUUUCACAUUCUUUUGUCGCCUUAUUACAGAUUAAAGACUGCUACUGUAACGUAGAAUUGCAAAAGCCUUGUGUUACUGAAAGUGCUUUUGAGUUGUAGAUUUAAUUUUCUGAAAGUUUUUGACAAAUUCAUAUACAUGGUUGGAAAGGAACUUGAAUGAGCCUACACUUUUGCACAUGUAAAAUUCUGAAAAGUCCUUUUAGGUUUUUAUAAUGGAAAGGGCUUGUGUGUGGGAUGGAGACGGACACCAACUGGCUCUUGGGUUGGAAUGGAGAAGUAUACGAACUGUAGCAUCUCAUUGUCCAUUAACUUUAACUGAGACCUCAUUCACACAACAAGCCUGUGUAUAGCUCACAGACAGCCACUUCAUCUAAAACCACUUGAAGCCUCUGCGGACAUUGUUCAGUGGUGAAGCACCACCACAUAAAUGUUGGACAAACAAUUGGACCACAUAUGGAAAGCUUGUAACCGAGUUAUGGAAAUGGUUAAAACAUAUUAACGGGUUGUAUUAACAGAAUGUGUGGCUUGUUGUAGUUUACAUCAGAUAAAUAUUAAACUUGCCCAUUUGUCUCAAGGAUCUAUGUGUUGUGCCUAAUGAAAUGCUAUUCUGCUCACUACAUUUGUAGUGUUUAUCGGAGUUACCUUAGCCUUUCUGUCAGCUCAAACCAGUCUGGCCAUUCUCCGUUGAACUCUCUAAUCAACAAGGCAUUUACAUCUGCAGAACUGAUGCUCACUGGAUGUUUUUAGCACCAUUCUGAAUAAACUCCAGACACUGUUGUGUGUGAAAAUCCCAGAAGAUAACCAGCAAUCAUGCCAUGGUCAAAAUCACUGAGAUCACAUUUUUCCCCAUUCUGAUGGUUGAAGUGAACAUUAACUGAAGUUCCUGACCUGUAUCAGUAUGAUUUUAAACAUUGCACUUCUGCCACAUGAUUGGCUGAUUAGAUAAUCACAUGAAUAAGUAGGUGUACAGGUGUUUCUAAUAAAAGUGCAAAUCCACUUCCUAUGGAGGUCUAUGGGACAAUAUGGGGAGUGUUGUCCAGUAGACCUCCAUUGUAAGCCUUUUUUUCUCUAGGCUUAACUGUAAUGUGGUUACUGCAUAUGCUACAGCUGAUCUACCAUACAUGUUU
Xyrauchen texanus (razorback sucker) is the source of this 2911-nucleotide messenger RNA. Its product is annotated as lipoamide acyltransferase component of branched-chain alpha-keto acid dehydrogenase complex, mitochondrial-like. Gene Ontology annotation, cellular component: mitochondrion; cytoplasm. Bases 214 to 1686 code for a protein of 490 amino acids. The transcript has 11 exons. NCBI's taxonomy places the organism in Eukaryota, Metazoa, Chordata, Actinopteri, Cypriniformes, Catostomidae. Gene Ontology annotation, molecular function: lipoic acid binding; acetyltransferase activity. The record is from RefSeq and is a predicted model, not a curated record.